Alligator mississippiensis (American alligator) is the source of this 5527-nucleotide messenger RNA. It is a transcript of the gene SLC30A5, whose product is annotated as solute carrier family 30 member 5. Gene Ontology annotation, molecular function: zinc ion transmembrane transporter activity. The transcript is spliced from 16 exons. Bases 140 to 2455 code for a protein of 771 amino acids. Gene Ontology annotation, cellular component: membrane; Golgi apparatus. The record is from RefSeq and is a predicted model, not a curated record. NCBI's taxonomy places the organism in Eukaryota, Metazoa, Chordata, Crocodylia, Alligatoridae. Gene Ontology annotation, biological process: zinc ion transport; transmembrane transport; intracellular zinc ion homeostasis.
CUGCCGCGGGGGUUCCGGUGGCUGCGGACGUGGCCGGCUCGGCUCCGCGCGCACUGCCGCUGCGCCUGCCCUGCGGUGGUGGAGGAUGAGGCGGCGCCGCGGCGGGCGAGGUGGGCCCCGCGGCUCCUGACCCGGCGCCAUGGAGGAGAAGUACAGCGGGCAGGCGCUGGCGGGCGGCGGCCUCCUGGGGCCCGUGGACGUGCCCAGCGCCCGGCUGCCGCGCUACAUGGUGCUGCUCUGUGCCGCCAAGUUCCUGAAGGCGCUGGGGCUGUUUGAGUCGUACGACCUACUGCAGGCGGUGCACCUCGGGCCCUUCCUCUUCAUCGUCCAGCUCGGGUCUGCAUUUUUUAUGGUUUUGUUUCAAAAGCCAUUUUCUACAGGAAAAACUGUAACCAAGCACCAGUGGAUCAGAAUUGUUAAACAUGCGGUUGCUGGCUGUAUCAUUUCACUCUUAUGGUUUUUUGGCCUCACUCUCUGUGGACCACUAAGGACAUUGUUACUGUUUGAACAUAGUGACAUCAUUGUGCUCUCACUGCUUAGUGUACUGUUCACAAAUUCAGGAGGAGGACCAACAAAGACAAGAGGUGCUGUAUUUUUCAUCAUUGCUGUAGUCUGCUUAUUGCUUUUUGAUAAUGACGAUCUCAUGGCUAAAAUUGCAGAACAUCCUGAAGGACAUCAUGACAGCGUUCUUACCCAUGUUCUUUAUACAAUCAUUGCUUUCUUAGGAGUUGCAGAUCACAAGGGAGGAGUGCUGCUUUUGGUAUUGGCAUUGUGCUGUAAGGUUGGCUUUCACAUGGCUUCCCGAAAGCUGUCUGUAGAUGUAGGAGGAGCCAAGCGUCUUCAAGCUUUGUCACAUCUUGUUUCUGUCAUUCUUUUGUGUCCAUGGGUCAUCGUCCUAUCUCUGACAACUGAGAGCAAAGUAGAAUCCUGGUCCUCUCUCAUCAUGCCUUUCAUAACGGUUAUCUUUUUUGUUGUGAUCUUGGACUUUUAUGUGGAGUCCAUCUGUUCUGUCAAGAUGGAAGCUUCCAAGUGUGCCCGUUAUGGAUCCUUUCUCAUUUUGAUUAGCGCUCUACUGUUUGGCAACUUCUGGACACACCCAAUAACAGAUCAGCUUCGAGCUAUGAACAGACCGGCUCACCGAGAAAGCACAGAGCAUGUUCUCUCUGGAGGAGUGGUAGUGAGUGCUGUUUUCUUCAUUUUAUCUGCCAAUAUCCUGUCCUCCCCCUCCAGGAAAGGGCAGAAAGGCACUCUUAUUGGCUAUUCUCCGGAAGGCACUCCUCUGUACAAUUUUAUGGGUGAUGCGUUACAACAUAGCUCUCAGUCUCUACCACGCUUUAUUAAAGAAUCACUAAAACAAAUCCUGGAGGAGUCUGAUUCUAGACAGAUCUUCUAUUUCUUGUGCCUAAAUCUGGCUUUUACUUUUGUGGAGCUAUUCUAUGGAGUGUGGACCAAUAGCCUUGGACUGAUCUCAGAUGGCUUUCAUAUGCUUUUUGAUUGUUCUGCUUUAGUGAUGGGGCUUUUUGCGGCUCUGAUGAGUAGAUGGAAAGCAACCCGUAUAUUUUCUUAUGGGUAUGGCCGGGUAGAAAUUCUCUCUGGAUUUAUUAAUGGCCUUUUUCUAAUGGUAAUAGCUUUCUUUGUGUUCAUGGAGUCAGUGACCAGACUGUUAGAUCCUCCAGACAUAGAUACAAACAUGUUAACUCCAGUCUCAGUUGGAGGGCUGAUUGUAAACCUUGUUGGUAUCUGUGCCUUUAGCCACGCCCACAGCCAUGGGGCUUCUCGAGGAGGCUGUCAGUCACAUGAUCACAGCCAUUCACACCAUGGCCAUGGACAUGGUCACAGUCAUGGACAUGGUCAUUCCCAUAACGACCAUGGGCACAAUCACAGUCAUGGACAUACCCAUGGAGGAGGCAUGAAUGCGAAUAUGAGAGGUGUGUUUCUACAUGUGUUGGCAGACACCCUUGGUAGUGUUGGCGUGAUUGUAUCCACAAUAUUUAUUCAGCAGUUUGGAUGGCUGAUUGCCGAUCCACUCUGCUCCCUUUUUAUUGCUACGUUAAUUUUUCUCAGUGUUAUCCCACUGUUAAAAGAUGCCUGUCAAGUACUAUUGUUGAGGCUACCUCCAGAACAUGAGAAGGAUCUGCAUAUUGCUUUAGAAAAGAUCCAGAAAAUAGAUGGUGUCAUAUCUUACAGAGAUCCUCAUUUUUGGUGUCACUCUGCUAGCGUUGUGGCAGGUACUAUACAUGUACAGGUGAUGUCAGAUGUGAUGGAACAGAGGAUUAUACAGCAGGUAACAGCAAUUCUGAAAGAUGCUGGAGUGAACAAUCUAACUGUGCAGGUGGAGAAGGAAGCUUAUUUUCAACACAUGUCUGGCCUCAGUACAGGGUUUCAUGAUGUUCUUGCAAUGACACAACAAAUGGAAUCCAUGAAAUACUACAAAGAUGGCACUUAUAUCAUGUGAUAUGGCAUCAUGUUCACUAAUGGGAUGUAAAGAAUUUAAACUGUAGGGUUCAAUAUUUGUAUUAUUUUGUCAGGGCAAUUUGCACAUACAUGUACAGAAACAAAUGUACUAUAUAUAUAUGAUUUUUUUAAAGUUUUAGUAUCUUUAAAAUUGGAUCAAGAUGCUCUUUUUAAAGGAAAUAAGAUGGACUAGAACACUUCCUGUAUAUGUGGAAAUAAUGGAAAUCUGAAAUACUUUGUGGUGUUUAUUAAACAGAAAUCUUACUCCGUGUGUGGAUGAGCACAGCUAUAUUUUAUAUACAUUCUUCUUAAAGUGGAGCACGAACAUUUUUUUUCCAGGUCAAAAUCCACAGGAGAUGAGAAUCAUGUAGGUUGCAGUAGAAGCCAGAUCAGCUCCAAACUGCACUUUUUCCCCUAAAACAUCUUUGAAGACUCUCCUUGUAUGUGACAGUGUAUACAUUAUUAUGAAAAAUACAAAUUAAACUGAAUAUGGAGUCUCACUUUUUCCAGGGUUUGUUAGGUACAGAUAGAAAUAUAUAAUUUUAUAUUUAUUCAGUCUCUGUAUAUAAAACUAAUUUCUAAACAUAAUUUUACUACAUCAAAGCAAGUAAAUGCUACCAUUUUAAAUUUAUAUCAAAGUAACUGAUUUUUAUAAGGAAUAAGCCCCGUACUCCCGCACUACUUUGUGUUCUUGCUUAUUGGGGAGACUGAAAAGUCAAAUUGAACCACUGUGUAAAAUAAAUAUUUUAUACUUGUUUAUGAACAAUUGCAAGUGGAAAUCUUGUUCAAAGUGUAAAGUAUUUCAUCAUUGAAAAACAUCCUAAGCACUUCUUCCCCCAGUGAUGUUUUUCUCCAAAAAGCAGAAUAUUUCACUUGAUCUAUUAGUCAUCCUAUUGAGGGGAAAAGCCUGUAAUUCGUACAUAUGUUUUGUAUGUGUUUUUAUAACAUUAAAUAGAAAGAUAUAGAGUAUCUAGGUAUUGUGCCAAGGUACAUUACAUAAUUGAAAUCAAUGUGUAAGAAAAGUGCAUGGGAGAAGCAGCAGAAUAAGCUGUCAGUAAAGUGUUCACUGUCUGUAAACUGCUUGCUUCUCUUAGACGCUGUCUAAAUGCAGAGAAUAAAGAAAUUCAUGAUUCAGGAUCAGCAGUACUAGUUCAACUUGAACUCUUUUUAUAUUAAUGUAAAAAGUCACUUUUUCAAGCCAAAAAAAGGCUUGCCAUUAUGGGUGGUGCUAUCCUACAGCUGUCAUCUAGUUUAAAAAAAAAAAAGUGUAUCAUAGUGAUAUGUUAAUCCAGUUUGAGACUAUAUAUCCCUGUCACCCCACAUUUUCUUAGGUGAGUAAAGAUAGGGCUCUGGCCCAUACAAUCAUUAUAGGACUUUGCAGAUUCCUAAGAUACUGUGCAAACUGAAGUGCUUUGAGAUUUACUAAUUUAAAAAGACCCAUAAAAAUGGGCUGUCAAGGGAAGAAUGACAUUUAAGUGCAUAUGCAUGGUACAGAAGACAAAGCUAUUGUAUUGGGUCCUGCGUAGUUGAAACAAGCAUCCUUCAAACUGUUAAUUUUGCAAUCCCAUACUUAUGCUUUUCAUUUUCUUCUGUAAAAACACUUGACAUUCACCCUUCAGAUUUGGUAAUUGCUUAGUAGUUAAUAUAACUGAGUUGUUCCUUCUGCAUUAUUUUCAGUAUCUUUACUUUGGCCUGUUACUUUUUCUCUGUGUUUAGAGAAGCUAUCUGGAGUUUAACAGACAUUAAUUAGUAUUGGAAGAAUUUAGCACACAAUGACACUGCAGCAACUUCAGAUUGAGGAAAGAGCAUUUAAAAUCUCAUUUGGUAAAUGACAUAUUGUGCAAUCAGCUUACUAUACCUUCCAUAUUAAUUUCCAUUUUGUGUAUUUAAAAAAAAGAGUUCCAUGCCAUUUCUUUUUGUCUCAAUAGCACUGAAGUAGAUUAAGUUUUGCAGGCUUGAAACUGCUUUUACACGGUGUGCUUGAGGUCAGAAAAAGCUUUAAAAUUAUGCCACCUGACUCCAAGAGAUAAAUUUGACAUGACUGAAUAUACAUAAGAUCUUGAUCCUGAUAGUACUGGGGACCUAAUACAGUUCUGGAUAUAUUCUGGAUUUAUUUUUAUUUUUUUUAUUUCCUGGCUGUAUAGUAACAAAAUGACUCUGUUUCAGUUUUACAUGGUAUCAAUAGUAUAGGAGCGAGAAAACAUCCAAUCUGCAAAAGGGAUGGGACCUUCCUGCUUGCUUUUUUUCCAUUAGAAAUGUAUGCCUUGUUCAGUUUUUGGAAGGGUCUAAUUGAAGGAGCUAUAGCAUUGUGAUCAUGACUUUUGUAUAAACCUAACUUUAGGGGGAUUAUUGUGUUUUCAGACUAUUCAAGUUUUAUUUCAAACCACAUAUAUCAAGCCCCUUUUACACAGCAUGAUUACCUUGAAGAUUGUAGCACUGGAAACUAAGGGGACCAAACAUGAACAGGAAACAGUUACCCAAUAGUGCAUUUUUUCAGUCAAGUAAAUUCAACUAAAUCCAACACAACUGAAAAAUCACUCAAAGUUUAUUAAGGUGUUCUGGAUGUAUGUUUCAUGCCUUAAGCCAUAAUCAGGACAAACCCUAAAACAUACUAGGAUAUCAGAAGGCAUGUUAAUCAAGUAGCACAGACUUGUCACCUACAACAGGGCCUGCUAACUUGUUUGUUAGCCUGAGUCUUAACAAGCAUUGAGUUUCUCAGCUAAGUGUGUUUUAAUUAUGCUAGCCCAUAGCAUCAAGUCAGAGAUGCAUUAAGCAGAACCCAUAUUGUCAAAUUCACAAUUCAUAUAUUUUAACAAAGAAUGCAUAUUUCACUGUGAGAUCAAGAAUUACAUAAAAGGCAAUUAUUUGUAGCUUGAAAAAUUAAGUCCACUGAAUUAUAUUUUAUAAGUAUUUUGGUGUUCUUGUUCUAGUAAUCUGAUUUCUAUGCAGGUAGAUGCAAUGAAACACUGUUUUUAGGUGCAGUUUCAAGGAUGAAACUGGUUUAAUUUGUACAUUUAGCAGAAAGUAAUAUGUAUAUACCAUGCAGCAAAAAAAUAAAUUUAUUUUUCAUGAA